UUGCCAGGUGGGUCCAUUGUAAAGAUGGACUCCAGUGGACAUCCGUUCCCUGAACCGCUAGCCUGUGUAGAAGUGUGCGACCUGAGAAAGGGAACAUGGAGGGAGGGGCCCAGGCUGCCCAAACCAAUCGUCAGAUCGAACGCCGUCACGUGCAACAACACGGUUUACACGAACAUCUCCUCACCGCAAAGUGACGUUAUCUACAGUCUCUCAACGGAUAGAAACAAGUGGGAGAGGCUGACCGUCGUUCCCAGGAUAAGGUUCGUGACUUCCAUGACGUCAUGGGGCGACAAGCUGUUCGUGAUUGGUCAGAGAGCACAUGACUUCGAGGUUGACCCGAUGUGUUUUGACCUUGGUUCUGAGGAAUGGACGACGCUGCUGUAUCGUCUGCAUGUCCCCCAGCCACUCAGGGUUGAGGAAACGCCGUGUUUUGACGAUUUCACCAUCGUGUCAAAUGAUGGGGAGGGAAGUUAUCUGUAUAUCCUGACUCAACAUAGGACGCAUAGAUAUAACCUUGCUGAGGAAAAGUGGGAAGAUCUGGGUCUUCCUGGGUGUCCUGGGUCAGGGUCCUACAGGGUGGUGACCUUGCAUGUUCCAGUAUCAAAAAUGGCUCCCUUUCAGCACUGA
Molecule: messenger RNA, 627 nt
Organism: Branchiostoma floridae (Florida lancelet)
Lineage: Eukaryota; Metazoa; Chordata; Leptocardii; Amphioxiformes; Branchiostomatidae
Exons: 2
Coding region: 25-627 (200 amino acids)
Molecular function (GO): protein binding
Source: RefSeq, a predicted model, not a curated record